This is a messenger RNA of Thamnophis elegans (Western terrestrial garter snake), 1185 nucleotides long. RefSeq names its product zinc finger and SCAN domain-containing protein 31-like. Lineage: Eukaryota; Metazoa; Chordata; Lepidosauria; Squamata; Natricidae. The transcript is spliced from 3 exons. The coding region runs from base 427 to 1032 and encodes 201 amino acids. The record is from RefSeq and is a predicted model, not a curated record.
UCCUCUCUACAAAGGGAAAGUUAGCAGGUGUGAGUGCAAAAUCUGCAGAGAGAUUGGUUAGUUAAAUGUGCCUGGGGAGGAGAUUAGAAUUAUUCAGGUUGAAAUGAUACAAGGGGUGAGACAAUAAGAUAACAAUCUGCCAAAUACAGGGCAGCGUGAUAAGGAGGACUGUAUGAUAUUUUCUCAGCGAUCCAAGGAACAUAAAUAUUUUGGCCUGUGUUUUUUUCUCUUCCUCCUUGGAUAUCUAAGCUGGAGUCAUCCCGCCUGACGAUCAAAAGGACCCUCAAGAAACAGAGAGGGCUCAAAAGCUUGGUGAGACUUAUCCAGGACCUUCUCAUGAAUCCUCCUUUAUGAUUGAAAAGAAUUAUAUGGAUCCACGAUAUCUCCUGGCCCCCACUUGGACUUGUGUUGAAGAACAAAAAAGAAAUGGAGUCAAAACACCGAGCAGCUGAGAAAGCUGGAAAAAGGAGCCGUUGGGGAACCUGGGCACGAACCGGGCAGAAGACCCCAAAGGAGGAAGCCAUCACUUCAGAGAUCCAGCGCUGGAGCUUCAGGAAUGUCCACUACCAGGAAGCCAAAGGACCACGAGAACUUUGCAGCCAUCUCCAUCGUCUUUGUCAUCGGUGGCUGCAGCCAGAAAGACGCACCAAGGCCCAGAUGUUGGAUCUGGUACUUCUGGAGCAGUUCCUGGCUAUCCUGCCCCCAGAGAUGGAGAGCUGGGUGCGGGAGUGUGGGGCAGAGACCAGCUCCCAGGCGGUGGCCCUGGCCGAAGGCUUCCUCCUGAGCCAGGCAGAGGAGCAGAAGGAGCAGGGAGAACUGCAGAUUCUGGAGAUGAUCGCAGAACAUCCCAUGAGAAGGAAAGAUCUGUCCAAUCCCAUUCAGGAGCUGCUUCCCACAGUCACCUCCCAGAAAGAUGAAAAUUGGGAUACCUCUCGAGGGAACAGAAUGAUGUCGCUGGUCUUUGUAGGGGCAUCUCCUUUUUCUGCUGGCGCUGAGAGAAUAGCUGGAUCGCCAGCUCAGGUAGUAGCUUAAUUCUUUUCUUCCAGCCCACCAGUGGCUCCAACCAAGAACACAUUCCCCAGGAAACCAGGGAGAAGUGGAAAGUGGGUUGUGUUUUGUGCGCCUGUCGACGGCAGCCAGAGAGAUCAUGAGGGUGUUGUAUUGACCUUGGGGACUGGUGCAUAG